CGAGCUGUCAUUCAUGUAAAUCUUUUUUUUUGUACUGCAAUCAUUUUUUACACUUGGCUCCAGUUAUCUUAUCGAAAAUCGUGGCAGAGGAGCAGAUUCCUCCGCAGUUGUCGGCUAAUUUUGAAACUCACUUGAUAUUCGCUCGGCUGCGUGCAAUCGAACUAGGAGUAGUCGUGCGUCGUUUCGACAUUUCAUUGAUUGCCGUGUGUGCAAGAGAUAGUGACAAAAAGUUUUGCUUUUCGCGUUCCGGGGGCCUUUCUAAUCGUCAAAUGUUGACGAUUUGCCCAAAAUUAUCAGUUUUCAUGGAAAUUUUCGGGGAUAGUUUUAGCAAGUAGCCGCGGUGCAAACGAGACUUGUUUCAGGGACGUUCCGGACUGCAAGCGUGAAACACAGAAACCAACAAAAUGCAUCGGAGUUGGAAGUAUAAGAAGAGCAGCAUGAACUCGAUGGAAAUGCUGCUCGAUCGGCAGUACGGCGAUGUGGAGCUGGAGGUGCAAAAUCGACUGCAAACGGCGCCCCACCUGAUGGACCGGAUCGAGCUGGAAGUCAUCCUCGAGGGGCACAAUGGCUGUGUCAACUGUCUCGAGUGGAGCGACGACGGCAGAUAUUUAGCAUCCGGUUCAGAUGAUUUUCAUGUAAUGAUUUGGGAUCCAUUUCGACGAAAAUCUUUAAAUGAGGUGUCCCCUGUAUAUAGUGGAAAAUGCAUAGAAGAUUUAAAAACUCCACACACCGGAAAUAUAUUUUCAGUUAAAUUUUUACCGAAAAGUGGAAAUUCCAUAAUGGCCACUGGUGCCGGUGAUAAAUGCAUAUUUGUUUUUGAUUUAAAUCGUAACAGCGAUCCAAUCUGGAAUUGCAUAUGCCAUCGACUUAGAGUGAAAAGGCUCGCAACUGCAGUUGAAACACCGUUUAUAUUUUGGUCAGUAGGAGAGGAUGGCAAUGUUUUACAAUUCGACAUUAGAGAGCAUCAUAAAUGUCGGUCCGAUGAUAAAGUGCUGCUUAUCAAUUUAGGAAACUAUUUGGAGGGAAAAUGUAUUGCUAUAAACCCCAGGAGACCUGAGCUGUUAGCUGUCGGCGCAAGUGAUGCAUACGCCCGAUUAUACGACAGACGAAAAAUCAAACUUGAAAAAGUUGAAACGUCCAAAUCAUCUCGUGAAUUACCUAAAGAUUGUGUGACAUAUUUCUGUCCAGGACAUUUUAGUCGAAAUACAACAUUCAGUAGCUAUGAUAGUAAAGCCAUAACGUAUCUAACAUUUAAUUCAGAUGGAAAUGAAUUGCUAGUAAACAUGGGUGCUGAACACAUUUACUUGUAUGAUAUUGAUAACGCUCAACAACCAGUUUUUCUUGAUUUACCAGAGUAUCGGAAACCUACUGACGAAUCGACUGCGGAACCGUCAAGAACGAAACGAAAGUUGCCGGAACAUGUUGAAAUUUAUAAGAAAAGGGGCAACGACUUCUUGGAAAAUGAAAAAUAUUUAAUGGCCAUUGAUCAAUACACACAAGCAAUUCAAAUGGCGCCAGAUUGUCCAAUAUUAUAUUUGAAUCGGGCAACGGCGCUGAUGAGGAGGUUAUGGUACGGUGAUGUUUACGCUGCCUUACGUGAUUGCCAUAUAGCCUUAAAACUUGAUCCAUCUUAUAUCAAAGCUCACUUUCGGUUAGCACGCGCCUUACAUGAUUUGGGGAGAAUCCAAGAAGCUGAAAUGUGCUUGAAAGAGCUAAUUGCUCGUUUUCCGAAUUAUGCCAAUAAUCAUGGAGUGCUAGUGUUACGAAAGGAAAUUCAAAUGUCGGCAGAGAACAAGAAAAAUGAGCAAUCUGACUCUUUCACCCUCUUGGACCUUUCAAAAACUGAAGAGGAGUUAAGAUCCAAAGCCAAAGACUACAAAGAACGAUUUAUUGGACAUUGCAAUACAACCACAGACAUCAAAGAAGCAACGUUUUUCGGAAAUGACAGCAAAUACAUUGUGGCUGGGUCCGAUGAUUGUAAUUUCUUCAUAUGGGAGCGUCCGACAAAUAUGAUAAAAAGUAUAUACAAAGGUGAUAUGGCGAUUGUCAACUGUGUACAGCCUCAUCCAACGACAUGCCUUCUAGCAACAAGUGGAAUCGAUCAUGAAAUCAAAAUAUGGAGUCCACUUGCUCGGAUUAACGAGGAACGAAGUAAUCGCGUCCAGUAUAUCGAGGGAACGAUCGACUUAAAUCAAAAGAAAAUGAAGAGUGAUCCGUUCGAUAUAAACGCUCCAAGCACGUACUGUCGAAGCAGCUAGUUAAAGAUUUCGAGUAGAAACUGUUAUGCAACUGUAAGAAGAGCAAUGAACCACUCUUGCUUUAAUAUUAAGUUCUCUAAGUCUAUUUGUUUCAUGAGUCUCACAGAUAAACACAUACGCGUUUUAAUGAAUGUAGUAAUAAAAAUGAAAAAUGAUAUUUCCAAAUAUUUUUUGCUAACAACCUAUAUAUAAUAUAUAUAACGGAAGAUAUUGAAAAAUAGAUACUUCUUGAAAAUUUGAUUGUUUCUAAGCGACUAUGUCCCAUAAUAAUGUUAAUUGUGAUUAAAUGGAAGAUAAUUUAGUGAAUAUAUUCUUUCCUGUCCAAAUUCACUUGGUACCCUGGGACUUUUUUGAUGUAAUUUCAAAUUGUUUGGUCGAGUGAUAAUAAAAGGAAAUUCACUGUUUGAAUCUUUUAUGAUGGAA
Molecule: messenger RNA, 2681 nt
Organism: Hermetia illucens (black soldier fly)
Lineage: Eukaryota; Metazoa; Arthropoda; Insecta; Diptera; Stratiomyidae
Gene: adp
Product: WD and tetratricopeptide repeats protein 1
Exons: 12
Coding region: 405-2258 (617 amino acids)
Biological process (GO): negative regulation of fatty acid biosynthetic process
Cellular component (GO): cytoplasm; Cul4-RING E3 ubiquitin ligase complex
Molecular function (GO): protein binding
Source: RefSeq, a predicted model, not a curated record